Molecule: messenger RNA, 2416 nt
Organism: Trachemys scripta elegans
Lineage: Eukaryota; Metazoa; Chordata; Testudines; Emydidae
Product: myogenesis-regulating glycosidase-like
Biological process (GO): skeletal muscle fiber development; carbohydrate metabolic process
Molecular function (GO): hydrolase activity, hydrolyzing O-glycosyl compounds
Source: RefSeq, a predicted model, not a curated record
CACACCUGAAGAGCCAAUGAGGAACCAGGCACCGCAGCCCCAAAUGCCAGGCGGCGCUUCCUGCCCCAGUGACACCGGGGCGCGUUGGGGACGGUGCUGCGCUGCGGACUCGGGCGGGGAGUUCUGGUGCACACUCCGUCUGCGUUGUCAGCACUCUGCCGGCUGACCGGCAGCGCCGUUAAGUUUCCUGGCUCGACCCCCAUGCACUAGAAGAAGCUGUUGACUCUCUGGUUAAUAGACACCACUGUUCAGGAGUUGAAGGGAUCUGGAGAAGAAAUGACAUCUGCAUACACCACUGUUCCUUUCCUUUAUUGGAGAGCCUGACAAGAACGCUGCCAAAAGUAACUAACUGUUUUUGGCUUUGUGUAAAAUCAGCCGUCUUGUUGUUGUUUAGGAGUGAGUGCUUCAGAAACAAUAGCAUCAUGUACACAUUCCUGCCUGAAAGCUUCAACCCGGUGAAGCCGAAGCCGUCCAAGGAGCUGAAGCCAAUGAUUGGUGCAGUACUUGUCGGGCUCAUCUUGUUCAUUUCAGCUGUGGUGGCUUGGUGCUACUACAUGGCGUCUCUCAGGAAGGCAGAGCGGCUAAAGACGGAAUUAAUGGACCUGAGGAAGGAUGGGUUCAUCAUCAAAAACCACAACGGGGAGGUGGUUUUCAGACUGGCCUUCCAGUCGGGCACCCUCGACCUGGAGUCCUGCUCGAAAGAAGGGGAAAUUUUAACCUGCACCAGGUCGGACAGAGGGAAGCUGAAUUUCUUCAUUCAGACGGUCAAGCCCAAGGACACGGUGAUGUGCUACCGCGUCCGCUGGGAGGAGUUUGUGGUGGACACGGUGGUCGAGCACACCAUGUUUUGGGAAGACGCUCACUGGUACGGGGGCUGUGAAAUGAGCGUCCAGCACUGGCCAAUCAGACUCCCAGGGUACCAGGAGCCCAUGCCCUUUGUGACGAGCGACGUGUAUUCCUUCAGGGGCAGCUUUGGAGGCAUCUUGGAAAGGUACUGGCUGUCCUCGAAAGCGGCGGCUAUAAAGAUCAACGACUCGGUGCCCUUCCACCUGGGGUUUAACGCCAAUGAACGGUCGCUCUUCUUUCAAGCCAGAUAUAAGGAUUCUCCCUACAAACCUCCCCUUGGGCAGCAGCCUUUCCCAGAGCUGAGCUACCGUGUCUGCGUUGGCUCGGAUGUGACCUCCAUUCACAAAUACAUGGUGCGCAGGUACUUUAACAAGCCUUCUAAGAUCCCAUCAGAAAACGCCUUCCGGUACCCCAUCUGGUCUACAUGGGCUCUGUACAAAAAUGAUAUUGACCAGGAUAAGCUGUUGCGUUUUGCAGAAAAGAUUAAAAAGUACCGGUUUAAUUGCAGCCAUAUUGAAAUCGACGACACCUACACACAGACUUAUGGCGACUUUGACUUUGAUCCGGUAAAGUUCCCUAAUGUGACAGAAAUGUUCAAAACACUGAAAAAAGAAGGAUUUAAAGUUAACCUGUGGACACAUACCUUUAUAAACUACGAUUCCGGCAGUGUUGGAGUGGGGAUAGAGCGGCAGCUCUUUAUCAAGGAGCCGACGGGGAAACUGCCCGCGAUGGUGAAGUGGUGGAACGGCAUUGGCGCCAUAUUGGAUUUUACCAAUCCCACAGCCAGGGAGUGGUUUCAGAGCCACCUGAAACAACUGCGGUCGAAGUACGGCAUAGCGUCCUUUAAAUUUGACGCUGGUGAGGUAAGCUACCUUCCAAAGCAGUUCAGCACCUUCAGGCCCUUGUCGGAUCCCAGCAUCUGGUCCAGACGGUACACGGAAAUGGCCAUUCCGUUCUACGAGCUCGCCGAAGUCAGGGUCGGCUACCAGUCCCAAAACAUCUCCUGCUUCUUCCGCAUCAUCGACCGCGACUCAGUUUGGGGAUAUGAGCUUGGCCUCAAGUCCCUGAUCCCUACCGUGCUCACCAUUAGCAUGCUGGGAUACCCUUUCAUUUCAGCUGACAUGAUUGGUGGGAAUAUUUUCCCCAACAAGACAGAAGGUGCUGUUGAAAUCCCAGACCAGGAGCUGUACAUCCGCUGGCUGGAGCUGUCAGCCUUCAUGCCCUCCAUGCAGUUCUCCAUACCCCCCUGGCUCUAUGACAAGGAAGUGAUUGAGAUUGCACAGAAGUUCACAGAGCUGCAUGAGUCCCUGGUUGCCCCUCUCCUGUUGGAGUUGGCUGGAGAGGUCACCAAUACGGGAGACCCCAUCAUACGGCCCAUCUGGUGGAUUUCUCCCAGUGAUGAAUUCGCUCACAAGAUUGACUCCCAGUUCCUCAUUGGGGACACCCUCAUGGUGGCCCCUGUCCUGGAGCUGGGCAAGCAAGAGCGAGAUGUAUAUCUCCCGGCUGGCAAAUGGCGCAGUUACAAAGGGGAGCUGUUUGAGAAGACCCCAGUCCUGUUAACAGACUAUCC